AUGAACGGGUGGUCCCGAGUGCCAAGUUCGGACGACGCAAUGGAAGCGAGUAAACGUGGAGACGGUCAAACCAUCAAAAUGGAACCUGGAAGCGACCAGAAAAAGCCCAGAAAAAUACCCGCCAUCAGCGUUCCGAUCUGCCGAAACAAACGGGCAGAAAGCCAAUCUGACGUGCAGUCGCACCUGCAGCCCAAGGAAUCCCAUUACGAAUCGCCAGUCACACGGCGCGCACCUUCUUUCCCUUAG
Messenger RNA from Colletotrichum costaricense, 246 nucleotides. RefSeq lists its product as uncharacterized. The record is from RefSeq and is a predicted model, not a curated record. The transcript has a single exon. Lineage: Eukaryota; Fungi; Ascomycota; Sordariomycetes; Glomerellales; Glomerellaceae. The coding region runs from base 1 to 246 and encodes 81 amino acids.